Molecule: messenger RNA, 1533 nt
Organism: Dendronephthya gigantea
Lineage: Eukaryota; Metazoa; Cnidaria; Anthozoa; Malacalcyonacea; Nephtheidae
Product: polymerase delta-interacting protein 2-like
Exons: 11
Coding region: 12-983 (323 amino acids)
Biological process (GO): error-free translesion synthesis
Cellular component (GO): nucleus; mitochondrial nucleoid
Molecular function (GO): DNA binding
Source: RefSeq, a predicted model, not a curated record
UAUUAUGCAAGAUGGCCGUAAAGUUGUCCAGAGUUAGAGAUAAAUUGAAGACUUUUCACCGAAUAUUUCAGAGUUUUGUUCAUGUCCGAAACUAUUCAAGACUUUCCGAAGUUGGUCGUUUUGAGAUUCCCAAAUUGCAAGGAAAAUAUGCGUCUGGACAGCCAUUUCUUCAUCGCGUCUUUGGGUAUAGAGGAGUGGUUCUGUUCCCAUGGUUGGCGAGAGUUUACGACCGUGACGUUGAAAAGCCUGGUGCCUCGUUGAGUGAGAAUGAGGAAACCAAAGAGCUGAAAGGGCAAACUAAAGUCUAUUAUCAAGUGUUGAUGGAUAAUAGAGACUCACCAUAUACUAGAGCUCAAGUUGAAUCAGUCACAUUUCUUGGCAGUGGCUCAGACGGCUCACUGUAUGCAAUUCCUGGUUUGGAUUAUGUGAGCCACGAGGAUGUGCUUCCCUACAACCCAAGUGAGCCAAAACCGAUCAAUCAUGAACUGUUUGAACGCUUCUUUGCAUUAUCGUACGGGAAAGGAUAUUUACCGCAAGAUACGCUACGAUUAUGGCACGAGAAGAACCACGCUUGGUUAGAGCUUUCCGAUGUUCACCGAGAGACCACCGAGGAUAUACGAGUCACGGCAAUUCCCUUUUACAUGGGAUCGAGGGAAAUGCGAGGAAUUUCAAACUAUUGGUGGCGUUACUGCAUCAGGCUUGAAAAUUUGGGAUCGUCUCCAGCCCAACUUAGAGAACGAUAUUGGAAAAUAUUCAGUUUGUCUGGGACAUUGGAGACUGUUAGAGGACGUGGUGUCGUUGGUCAGGAACCAAAGUUAACUCCACAACAGAGUGCUUUCCAAUACAGCAGCCAUGUCUCCCUCCAUGCCCCAAGCGGGCAUAUGUGGGGUACAUUUCGCUUUGAAAGACAAGAUGGAAGUAUGUUUGAUGUACGAAUACCACCAUUUUCACUUGAGAGCAAGGAACAGCAAGAGCAAAAUUAAAACCAAAAUUUAAAAAUGGUUCAAAGACCCAAUCAAACACCAUGUUGUCUGGUAAUGUGAAGUGUUAACAGCAGUCCAGGUUAUCACCGCAUACUUGUGAGGCAAGUCAAAGGUCAGUACUACUGACCAGUUAAGUGAUCCUAGAUUUAACUGGAUGGAUAUAUCAAAGGCAUUCCAGUCCAGGAAGAUUGUCAUUGUUUUGAAGGAGUUUCUCUUCAGAGGUUGCAGGUUCAGGAUUAUGGAUUAAGUUUAGAAGUAGAUUAAGAAGCUCUCUCAUAACCUUACUAGGAUAGACAGGGCAAGAAAAGGCUUAGUUCAGAGAUUGGUUCAAAACCUAUGGCUGAGUUAUUGUUUAAAAUAUUUACUUCCCGGAGGCAUUUAAUAAGACUAGUGAACUUACAUGUUAUAAUAAUCAAAUGCUAUCCUAUCAAAAUAAUUGCUUAUAAGGCAUUUUCAAUAACAAGGCACCUUUACUUUUCAUAAAUUAAUUAUUUUGUCAAAUGUUUGUUAUAAAAUAUAAUAUUGUUUAAUAUUUUACAUAUUCUAUAUA